Tribolium madens (black flour beetle) is the source of this 1003-nucleotide messenger RNA. Its product is annotated as integrator complex subunit 12. The transcript is spliced from 4 exons. The record is from RefSeq and is a predicted model, not a curated record. The coding region runs from base 70 to 876 and encodes 268 amino acids. NCBI's taxonomy places the organism in Eukaryota, Metazoa, Arthropoda, Insecta, Coleoptera, Tenebrionidae.
AAGAAGCUCAUAAGUGUGAAGUGUCAUUGACUUUUAGGAGGACGUUAGGCCGUGAUAAAAAAGAAUAUUAUGUUCUUAAACGAUAUAGACCCACAAUUUAUUAAAUCUUUAAAUUGUUUAUACUCAAGUGAGACUUUAGUAAAGGGUGACACGGUGCCAUUGCAAUAUUAUUUAGAAGAAGCUAUUAAAAGUAAGGUUGGGGUUAGUAAAGACCUGUCUGCUGUCGUUGCAACGUCUUUUAAGCAAAGAAGAGUGACGGAAUUUAAACCUUUUAUUAACACUCUUGAAGAGAGCAAUGGCUCAAGCUCGGAUAAAGAAUUAGAAUUAGAUUUAUUGAAGGAGGAUUUGAUGUGUAUUGUUUGCAAUGGGAUGGACGUGGGGGCCCGCAAUCGGCUGCUAGAAUGUUCAGAUUGUCACAUGCUUUAUCACCAGGAAUGUCACAAGCCAAUUGUGACAAAUCAGGAUUCUUUUGAUAGUUGGGUUUGCCAGAAUUGCAAGGACGCUAAUAAGAAAAUGAAAUUGGCGACAACUACAUCAGUAUCAAGUCCUUCUUCUUCUCACACGAAGGUUUCUUCCUCAUCGUCUUCAUCCUCUUCUUCAUCAACAUCGUCGUCAAAGUCAACCUCAUCUCAUCGGCAUUCAAGUAGCGGCUCGUACAAGUCAGGUGCCGAUUCCAAAAGCGAUAAAUAUACGAAAACAAAUACGUCUAGUAAAACUUCAUCUUCAAGUACGUCAAAACCUGCCACUACUAGUUCAAGUACUUCUCGCACAAUUACUCCUAAUAUUAAUAUCAUUAGUGCCGAUAAAAGAAUUCAGAUUAUGAAAAAGAAAGCUGCUAAACUUCAAGAGAAGCGCUUAACUCGAUUAACACGAUAAUUAUAGGAAAUUUUAACCAAAAUUUGCUGUAUAUCAUGUAUCUUAUAAUCUUUGUAUGUAUAUUAAUUAUAUUUGGAUGAUUUAAUAAAAUUUUGCCGAAUUUUACCAAAAACGCGUAGUGUUCUAU